AUGGGAAACACCAGGGAAAGCCUCUUAUAAUUAGAUCAAAAUCAGGGGGAGUGAGCGAGUGAGUGAGUGAGAGGGGAUCUUGCUCCAUCUGCAAAUCAUCAUCAACUCCAAAACCCUAAAUCCUUCUUUCACAGAAAGACAACUAUCUGCAGAUCCCCCCCUUAUAUCUAUCUAUCUAUCUAUCUGUAUCUAUAUAUCUAUACAUAUAUAUAAUAUAUAAUAAUAAAUAUCUAGUAAUAAUAAUAGCUUUAUCACUCACUCAAUAAUUAACUUAUACUACUAUUAUUAUGGCUCAGGAACCCUCAAUUUCAUCAUCUAAUGAAACCCUAGAAUCACCCACAGUUACUUCUUCUGAUAACACUCAAUUGCUUACACGUAACGUUUCUUUUAGUCGAUUAAACGCUAAGGCACCCGAAUUCGUUCCUCGCACCACGGCGGCCGUGGUGUCACCACCGCCGUCCGUGAUUUCUCCCGGCGCCGGUGAUCUAAUUCAUGUAUAUCCUCCUCCUCCUCCUCCGCCUAAUCCUCCAUUUCACGUUCCGAUUCCGGUUAAUGUUCCGGUGACUGUUCCGGUACAUCAUCAUCAUCAUCAUCAUGGACAUCAUCAUCAUCAUCAUGGACAUCAUGGUCAACAUUAUGUCCCGGUUCAGUAUCAUCAUCACAAUCAGAAUCAGAAUCAUAAUCAUCAUAGACCGUUUAAUGGCGGCGGCGGCGGUGGUGGUGGGACAGGGUCUAUUGAUCAGAAGGAAGUGGUGGCUCAAGCUCCGCGGAUCGAACCGGAGUUGAAAGAUGGUUUGACUGAUGAAGCUACUCAGAAGAUUGUUAAUCAGGUGGAGUAUUAUUUCAGUGAUAUAAAUUUGGCAACUACAGAUCAUUUAAUGAGGUUCAUCCACAAAGAUCCUGAAGGAUAUGUGCCAAUAUCUGUUGUUGUAUCUUUCAAGAAGAUUAAAGCUCUUGUUAGCGGUAACGCACAGCUUGCUAGUAUACUGCGGAAUUCUACAAAGCUGGUCGUUAGUGAAGAUGGGAAGAAAGUCAAACGUCAACAUCCAAUGACCGAGUCAGACAUGGAAGAGCUACAGUCACGCAUAAUUAUUGCUGAAAAUUUGCCUGAGGACCAUUGUCAUCAAAAUCUGAUGAAGAUUUUUUCGGCUGUCGGAAGUGUAAAGACAAUUCGUACCUGUCAGCCCCAAACUUCCAAUGGUGGGCCAUCUUCAGGUUCGAAAGCAGCAAAAGCAGAGGGUAUGCUUUUCAGUAACAAGUUACAUGCUUUUGUGGAAUACGAGUCUAUUGAGCUUGCCGAGAAAGCAGCUCUGGAGCUAAACAAGGAGGCUAGCUGGAGAAAUGGUUUGAAAGUUCGUUUAAUGAGAAGACCAUCAAAACAUGCGCAAGCACGUGGAAAGAAAUCAGGGCAGGAAGAAGAGGCCAUCCAUAAGGAAGAUGACACAUCUACAUCUGAGCAACAUCCACUGAAUGAUAAACAUUUAGACGAUACUAUCCCACAAUCUGAUGUUCAGUCACAUGAGCAUGUUGUGGAAGAUCACUCCAAUGAGAAGGAAGCUGGGCACAAGAAAGGGCGCAAUCGUAGCAGGGGCAAGGGACGUGGACGACCUCAAUACAAUCACCACAACAACCGAGGGAAUCAUGUGGUGGCACCACUUUCAACCAAUUCUGUCAACACGGAGCAUCCUGUUAUAGGGAAACAACCUCCCGGACCCCGCAUGCCCGACGGCACCAGGGGAUUCUCCAUGGGCCGGGGGAAACCCAUCACGGUUUCUGUUGAUAGCCGUGUAUCAUGAAGACAAUCAAAGAAAGAAGCAGGUAUGUGAUUGGGCGGAUGGAGAGACAGAGAUGAAAUAAUCUGGGGGUCGCGAGUUUGGAGUAGGAUAUAGUUCUAUUUUUUGUAUUUUUAUUUUUACUGUUUGUAUUCUAAAGUAUGGAAGAGAUAUGGGUAAAAACAGAAUAUGGGGUAUUUUUGGAUAUACUGUUUUAGAUGCUGCUGCUUGCUUCCCCGUGUGUUUCUUGUUUGUUGAUGUAGAUUGCAAGAAAAACAAAAACACUUAUGGGGAGUGAAUGUGCAAAUGUAACUUAAAUGAGCAAACAAGAUAAGUUUUAAUGGGUUGAUGAUUGAUGGAGAUGUAUUAAUUAGUUGGGUUUUCUACA
Messenger RNA from Erigeron canadensis, 2160 nucleotides. RefSeq names its product la-related protein 6B. Gene Ontology annotation, biological process: RNA processing. The transcript is spliced from 10 exons. The record is from RefSeq and is a predicted model, not a curated record. NCBI's taxonomy places the organism in Eukaryota, Viridiplantae, Streptophyta, Magnoliopsida, Asterales, Asteraceae. Gene Ontology annotation, molecular function: mRNA binding. The coding region runs from base 288 to 1796 and encodes 502 amino acids. Gene Ontology annotation, cellular component: nucleus.